Messenger RNA from Cyprinodon variegatus (sheepshead minnow), 3179 nucleotides. RefSeq names its product immunoglobulin mu binding protein 2 (gene ighmbp2). NCBI's taxonomy places the organism in Eukaryota, Metazoa, Chordata, Actinopteri, Cyprinodontiformes, Cyprinodontidae. The transcript has 16 exons. The record is from RefSeq and is a predicted model, not a curated record. Gene Ontology annotation, molecular function: RNA binding; ATP binding; DNA binding. Bases 1 to 3174 code for a protein of 1057 amino acids.
AUGAUAUUUCACAGAGAGGUGGGACUCGAGAGCAGCGGGAGAGCGAGGAAAAAACACGGACUGAAAACGCUCUUAACACAGACAGCUGCACCCAACCCCAGUUACUGUUUGUUGAAGUAUCGAGGGGGGGAAGCGGACAUUAUUGGUGGGGACUGUCCCCUCUAUGCCAAAGUUGGAGACAUGUCCACAGCAGUCCUUCAAAAAGUUACGCUAGUGGUUAAACUUGUGUUUAGCUUGACGGUUCAAGUCAUUCAUCAGUACAACGAUCCCACCAGCAGUUAUAGGGCCUGCCCUCAUUUGCUACGGCAAGCCGUGAGGAUAUGGCAGGAGAACAUUUCCUUAAAAGAUCUUCAGAAUAAAGGAGUUUGCCUGUUAAAGCUUCAGAUAGGAAGUCAGUCCACGGGCCUGUAUGGUCGCACGGUCGUCAUUUUAGAGCCAAGAAAGCAUCUUGGCUUCUCAUCGCUGCCGAGCAACAGUUUUGGACCAGGCGAUAUUGUUGGCCUAUAUGACACUUCUGGCUGCAGUGCGGAAUCACAGAUAUGCACAGGGAUAGUAACAAGGAUCAGCCAAGCUUCUAUUAGUGUGGCCUUCGAUGACCUGAAGGAUGAAGCCAGUUUUGAUGCAGAUGGCCUUUACAAUCUCUUGAAACUGGCCAACGAUGUUACCUAUAAACGGAUGAAACGGGCCUUAAAUACAUUAAAUGGAUACAGAAACGGACCAGCUGCAAGUUUGAUACCUGUUCUCUUCGGUGAUGCCCAACCUUCUGCGCACUCACAGUCAAACGAGUUGGAGUUCUUUAAUUCAGGAUUGGAUGAUUCCCAGAGAGAAGCAGUGUCCUUUGCUCUUUCACAAAGAGAGCUGGCUGUGAUUCAUGGACCGCCAGGCACGGGAAAAACCACUACAGUGGUGGAGAUCAUCCUGCAAGCCGUGAAACAAGGCCAGAAGGUCCUCUGCUGUGCUCCCUCCAAUGUUGCCGUUGAUAAUUUAGUGGAAAGACUUGCCCGCAGCAAAGCCAAAGUCCUGAGGCUGGGCCAUCCUGCCAGACUGCUGGAAUCCAUCCAGAAACACUCGCUGGAUGCUGUCCUCGCUUGUAGCGACAACGCAAGCAUCAUCGCUGACAUCCGGAAAGAUAUCGACAAAGCAAUGGUGGGGAUGAAGAAGAAAAGUGAAAAAGGCGAGCGAGGAAACUUUAGACGGGAAAUAGGGGAGCUGAGGAAAGAGCUGAGGAGCAGGGAGACGGCAGCCAUUGCUCAGAUACUGAAGAGUGCUGACGUCGUUUUGUCCACCAACACUGGUGCAUGUGAUGACGGUCCUCUGAAGUUCCUGCCAGCGGAGCAUUUUGAUUGGGUGGUAAUCGAUGAAUGCGCCCAGGCUCUGGAGAGCAGCUGCUGGAUCGCGUUACUCAGAGCACGCAAAGCAAUCCUGGCUGGAGACUACAAGCAGUUACCCCCAACCAUCAAAUCACAAACGGCUGCGGCCAAAGGCCUGUCUCUAAGUCUGAUGGAAAGACUGAUUCAGAUGUACGGAGAGUCAGUGGUCCGUAUGCUAACAGUCCAGUACCGCAUGAACAGUGCUAUCAUGGAUUGGGCCUCCAAGGAGAUGUACCAUGGAAGACUAACUGCGCACAGUUCCGUGGAGGGACAUUUAUUAAAGGAUCUACCAGGUGUCACCUGCAUGGAAGAGACCAGCAUUCCGCUUCUUCUGAUCGACACUGCAGGAUGUGGUCUGAGUGAACUGGAGAUCUCAGACGAGCAGUCCAAAGGCAACCAAGGUGAGGUCGACAUUGUUGGACUGCACAUAAAAAGCUUGACUGAGGCUGGAGUGAAAGCUAAAGACAUCGCUGUUAUUGCUCCAUAUAAUCUACAGGUUGAUCUUCUGCGUCAGAAACUUUCUGCACGGCACCCAGAACUGGAAAUAAAAUCUGUUGACGGAUUUCAAGGCAGAGAAAAAGAAGCUGUAGUGCUGUCAUUAGUUCGCUCCAACAGAAAAGGUGAGGUGGGUUUCCUUGCAGAAGACAGACGGAUAAAUGUUGCGGUUACACGUGCAAGACGCCACAUCGCUGUAGUGUGUGACACUCAGACGGUUGGGAAUCACGCUUUCCUUAAAUCUCUGAUCGAUCACAUGACUGAAUUCGGUGAGGUCAGAACUGCAUUCGAAUACCUCCAAGACAUUGUGCCGCAGAACUACACCAGAGACCAUAAAGACACAAAGACUGCUACUGCCUGCAAAUCUAGCAAACAGAAGAACAGAGACCAGGUUUCAGCUAAAGCAAAGGACGGCCAGAAAACGACCAGCAGCGCUAAGAGCAAUACAGCUGGUUCACAGAAUCACGCAAAGCAGAACACAUCAGCACAAAAAGACCAAAAAGAGUCCAAGAUUAGAUACGAUGAGAUCAGAGCACAGGUGGAGAACUUUAUGAAGGAUGCAAAUAUGGAGAAUUUACAGUUUCCAUCAUCUUUCAACUCCCAUGACCGGCUGCUGGUCCACCAGAUCGCUGAGGAGCUGGGCCUGGUUCAUGAGAGCAGAGGACAGGGCAGCGACAGGUGCAUCACGGUCUCCAGGCCGCUGGCAUCCAAGCCUGCCGAGGAGCCAGAGCAGGAGGAAACCCAGGAGGAAGAAACCGCUCCCACUCUGCAGAGCGAGCAAACACCCCAACCUUCAUUAGAUCUCAAAGCUUUACAUCUAGAGAGGAUGAGGAGAGAGCAGCAGAAAAGAGAAGAAAACCUCCAGAAAAAAAAGCAAGAGAACAGCACUAAUGGAAAAAAGAAGUCUAAAGGAAAGAGCAAAACGAAGGCAGGUGUGUGUGAGAUCGCUGCUGCCGCAGCUCCAGAUGAUGACUUUGAUGCUCUUAUCAGCGCGGUCGUGAAGGCGGACAGCGUUUGCAGCUUUGUAAAGUGUAAAGCAUCUGUAUUAACGCUCGGCCAGCUUUGCCUGUUCUGCAACAGGCAGUUCUGUCUCAGUCAUCACAUACCAGAGGUUCACGGCUGUGGAGAUAAGGCAAAGUCUCAUGCUCGGAUGAGAAUAAGCAAAGAGGGGGUUCUUUACGCUGGCAGCGGGAAGAAAGACAAAUCUUUGGACCCCAACAAGAAAGCCUAUCUGCAAAGAAAACUGGACUCUAAGCUAAAAGACAUGGCAUCACAAAGGAAACCAAAAAACAAGGAGAAUGACACUUAAUCUGA